AUGGAAGAAGCGUCUGGCUUGCAGUCGCUCAACGAUGACUGCAUCACCAUCAUCAUCGAAAAACUCGCCGGAGUAACACAUACAGAGUGGUCAUAUGGAGACAAAGCAUGCAAUAGCAAAGACCCAUUGCGGGAAUUCUCAAUGACGGAUUCACACAUUCGCCAAUUGUGUAUCCCGAAGCUCUUCGAUUUGGGCGACAUGAUCGUCAGACUAUAUCGGAGACAGGCGGGCCUGGUGAGCGGGCUGGAGUGUUUCUCGGCGUCCUCCUUCAUUGCAGACUCCAUCAGAAGCCUCAAGGUUUGCAGAGAUAUUUUCCUGCCCGACGAUGCGACCUACGAGUGGUUCGCAAACCCGAAGAAGGAGGAAAACAACAUCGACAUAUUCGCAAAGCUCAUACCACUUCUGGAAAAGUCCCCCAACCUGGCCCAUCUCCGCCUAUCUCACCUCAAGUGCAUGUCUGUCGAUAGUAGGACUGCACUUCAAGCAAGUCAAUUUACCAGUAUCAGAGCGUUGCACUUCGUGGACGUUCCGGAAGCUGCACGAUUGAUUGGAGCUUGCCCGAAUCUGCAAUUGUUCUGCACGUCCUACCCCUGCCCGAAACCGAAGAUUACUCUCAAAGCCGUUGCGAAGCAUACCGGGAUCAAGUACGUGGAGCUCGACUGCAAUUUGUGGAGUCCAAAGCAUCUGUCCGACGUGUGCGCAUUCCUGAAGAACGUGGAGAUCCUAUACCUAUCCGGGGAGAUCAAAGCUAAGAUUACGGGAAUGGUUGACGAGAUCAAGAUCGCCUCCAGUGUCCAAACUCUCUACAUCACGACUGACGUGUGGAUCGAUACCUCAUACUUGAACAAGAUCUACUUCGAUCAAUCCUCUAGCGGAUACAUGGAUGCGGUAGACGACAUGAAGGAAGAGUCGAGGCUGCACGAGAAGCCUGAUGCUGUCGCUACUGCAUUGUUCCAAGCAUGCAUCGCUCUGACCAAGGUCGGAUUGAUUCCCCGCUUUGAUUCGGCAAGGACAUACACGGCAGAACGAGAUGAUAACGGUGCUCUACUGAAGAUGUCAGAAGCUGAAAUUGCGCCGCGUGGUGAGACGUACUGCAUCUAUUCGCCUUUAGAACGGCAGCUCGAGUGGUGGGACCGACGCUGGGGCCGCUGGUAUCGCAACGAGUAG
Cyphellophora attinorum is the source of this 1167-nucleotide messenger RNA. RefSeq lists its product as uncharacterized. Bases 1 to 1167 code for a protein of 388 amino acids. The record is from RefSeq and is a predicted model, not a curated record. The transcript is spliced from 4 exons. NCBI's taxonomy places the organism in Eukaryota, Fungi, Ascomycota, Eurotiomycetes, Chaetothyriales, Cyphellophoraceae.